Molecule: messenger RNA, 498 nt
Organism: Staurois parvus
Lineage: Eukaryota; Metazoa; Chordata; Amphibia; Anura; Ranidae
Source: the annotation of a GenBank genome assembly
AUGUACAUAUACAGAAAAACAUACACACAGACACAUGUACAUACAUACACAGACACAUGUACACACAGACACAUGUACGUACAUACACACACAAACACAUACACAUACAUGUACAUACACGCAGACACAUGUACAAAUACACACAUGUACAUACACACAGACACAUGUACAAUUGUACAUGCAUCACAGAAACACACACACAUGUACACGUACACACACACACCCAUAAAAAGUUGCAGUACUUCGUUGUUCACUCACAGAGCUGGGUACUGCACUCUAGGGGGAGGCAGAGAGCACAGCACACACUCCUUGCUUUGCUUUCACUGCGCUCAGCUAUUGAGCAGUCUGAGGGCUCCCAGUGCCAAUGACAGAUCCGGCCUGAGCUCCGAGUCUGCUCAGCAAGAUGGCCCUGGGGGACACACUCGCCCCCACCAUAAUUUCCACUCGCCAUUGGCGAGCAGGCGAGUGGAAAUUUCAAGCCCUGAUAUACGUGAUCCU